Messenger RNA from Pelobates fuscus (common spadefoot toad), 9602 nucleotides. RefSeq names its product nuclear receptor coactivator 1 (gene NCOA1). Lineage: Eukaryota; Metazoa; Chordata; Amphibia; Anura; Pelobatidae. Gene Ontology annotation, molecular function: nuclear receptor binding; protein dimerization activity. Gene Ontology annotation, cellular component: nucleus. Gene Ontology annotation, biological process: cellular response to hormone stimulus; positive regulation of transcription by RNA polymerase II. The record is from RefSeq and is a predicted model, not a curated record. Bases 324 to 4838 code for a protein of 1504 amino acids. The transcript has 21 exons.
AGAAGGAAGCUAUACACAGGGCAGCCUCAAUGACAAAGCAGGCUGCCUCUAUUAUAGAUCCGCUGUCUGGAUUACCUGAUCACAUGGAACAAACCGAACCGACGUUUGGUUUUAUUUAAAAAAUAUACAUAUAGAUAUUUUGGAAGCUUUGCUGUUUUUUGGGCUUUUUUUUCUCUUUUGCAUUUUAACGAAUGUGCAGGAGCACCGACCGGACGUAUGGAAAGGGGGAAAAAGAUUUAGCGUGGAGCCAUGUUUUUGUUGGAGUUGCAUGCCCAGGCUUAGCCGACGUGCUAAAGGAGACAUAAGGUGUGAAAUAAAUCAAAAUGAGUGGUCUCGGGGACAGUUCCACUGAUCCUGCGACUCAGGAGCGCAAGAGAAAGGCCUCGCCUGGUGACCUCAUUCAGAACACUGAAAAACGGAGACGGGAGCAAGAGAACCGAUAUUUGGAGGAGCUCGCUGAACUGCUCUCGGCUAAUAUUGGAGAUAUAGACAGCCUGAGCGUCAAGCCGGACAAAUGCAAAAUAUUGAUCAAACGAAUGGAUCAGAUCCAACAACUACGGAAGAAAAAGCAGGAAAAAAACCCUGGCGUAGAUGAUGAUGUGCAAAAAGCUGACAUUUCAUCAAGCAGUGGGGGCGUCAUUGAAAAGGAGUCACUGGGUCCUCUUCUCCUGGAGGCUCUGGAUGGAUUCUUCUUUGUCGUGAAUCAGGAGGGCCGGAUCGUCUUUGUGUCAGAAAAUGUCACAAACUAUCUGGGAUACAAGCAGGAGGAACUCAUGAAGGACAGCAUCUACAGCAUCCUACAUGUGGGGGACCAUGAAGAGUUUGUAAAAAACCUGCUUCCCAAAUCUCUAGUUAAUGGAGGUCCGUGGACCCAGGAAACAAACCGGCGGAACAGCCAUACAUUAAACUGCAGGAUGCUGAUUCGGCCUCCGGAUGAUGCAGGAGCAGAGAACCAAGAGGCACGCCAGCGGUACGAGGUGAUGCAGUGUUUUACUGUAUCCCAACCAAAAUCCUUCAAAGAGGAAGGAGAAGAUUUCCAGUCCUGUUUGAUAUGCAUUGCCCGGAGGUUACCUCCUCCUGCGCCUAUAACCUCCUUAGAAUCAUUCAUGACGAAGCAAGAUGCUACAGGAAAAAUCAUCUCCAUCGACACAAGUUCUCUGAGAGCGUCUGGCAGCUCGGGGUGGGAGGACCUCGUCAGGAAAUGUAUCUAUGCGUUUUUCCAAGCUCAGGGCACAGAACCAUCUUAUGCUAAACAACUUUUUCAAGAAGUGAUGACAAGAGGAACCGCUUGCAGCCCAUCGUACAAAUUCACUCUGAGCGACGGGACCCAACUCAGUGCACACACUAAGUGCAAACUGUGUUAUCCGCAGAGUCCAGACAUGCAGCCCUUCGUUAUGGGAAUUCAUAUCAUCGAAAGGGACCAGAGUUCACUUUGUACUCAAGAAAACACUAACUCAGGAAUGUCACUACCCAGACUCAGUCCCUCAAUUAACUCUACCAUCUCCCCAGCUCAAGGGAUGGCCUUCUCUUCUCCAUCUCCGUCCGGCGGCAACAUGCUGACCUCCAAUAUAAUCCAACAGUCAGUCACUGGCAUCCAUAACAUCAGCAGUACCAACACCAGCCAAGCAAGCUAUGGGUGUUCUCCUGGAAGUCAGAUUGGAACAAAUGUUGCCUUAAAUCCCGGGCAAGCCGGACUCCCUAAUAAUAACAAUAUUAACCUCAAUAAUUCCCCUAUGAGCAGUCCAGGGAUCAGCCCACCGCAAUUCAUGUCUCCUAGGCUGCGGAGUAGCCCAGGAUUGGUUUCACGAUCUAGAGCUUCAGGUAAUCCCUUUUCUCCCCCUAUGCCUACAAUACACUCCCCAGUGGGCAUUUCGAGCAGUGGUUGCAACAACAACAGACCAUUUUCAAAUGUGCCCCUCAAUUCCAUGCCUGUUCUGAACGAAGGACCUAAUACCCCUGUGGGAUUUUCUGCCCAGUCUCCAGGCAUGACAGGCAGCCCAUGCCUUAACAACAAUAAUAGGCUUUUUUCAAAUACCCCCAUGAAUUCAGUCCAAGGCAUCAACGAAGGAGCCAACACACCUAUUGGAUAUUCUACAACCUCUCCAAUCCUGCGGCAGAUGAAUUCUCAGAAUUCCCCUGGUCGUCUUAAUAUGCAGUCUAUAAAAAUGGAGCCAAAGGACAACAACAUUGGCAACAGCAACGAGAGGGGAGCAGAGGGGGAACACAAAAAUCACUUGGCCUCUUCUAGUAACAAACUUGUGCAGCUUCUGGCAACCACUGCUGAGCAACAGUUGCGAGAUGUGGACACAAAUUGUCGAGACCCAUUAACCUGCCCUGUGCCUAAUUCAAGCUGUAGCAAUUCUUCAAGUGGAACCUGCCCAUCAUCUCACAGUUCUUUGACAGAACGCCAUAAGAUUUUGCACCGACUCCUUCAGGAAGGAAGCCCUUCCGACCUUAGUACUCUGACUUUGGAACAUGACAAGAAAAGCACAGGAUCUGGUAAUAGCCAGACUUCAACAGGCACAGCGGACAUUAAGAUGGAACCUUACACUGACAAGAAAAAGGACUCAAAGGAUCAUCAGCUGUUAAGACACUUACUAGACAAGGAUGAGAAGGAGGUGAAACCAGCGCCUGCUUUGAGUCUGGACGAUGUCAAAGUAAAACUGGAGAAGUCUGAACAGAUUGAUCAGUGUAACUCCACUCCAAAUUUGGCCAAGCCGGUACAAGAGGACAUAAAACUGGAGUCACAGCAACAGUUUACAGAUAACUUUGACCAGCUUGAUCAGCUAUUACCUACACUGGAGAAAUCAGCUCCGCUGCCUGGGUUCGGAGGGACUGAGCGGACAGAGGGGGCUAUGCCUGGCAAGGCGGAAGUAUUGCCACCUCUGCAAACGGGCACAGUAGCCAGGACACCUGCUGGACUUAACAAUUUUAACGGCAUGAGCACCAGUCAGUCUCCGUUUGGGUUCUGCGACUCUCUGGACUCCAUGCAUAUGGAGCUGAACCCUUUUCCUGCACCCAAUGACACCAGUCCUCGUUCAGGACUAACGCCAGAGCAGAGUCGAGGAGCUGUGCUGGGGGCUACAUCCUUCCAGACAGAUCCAGGUCUACCAGACCCAGACCUUGGCCUCACAGAUCACCAAUUCGGACAGCCGGGGAUGGCCGACCAGAUGCCAUGGUCCGAUAGCUUGACAUCUGUUAGCCGCGUGACCCCAAAUACACAGGAAGAGAUUGACGACUUUCUUUGUCCUCCCACCACGGUGGAGGGUCGUAAUGAUGAGAAAGCCCUGCUGGAGCAGCUUGUGUCCUUCCUCAGCGGGAAAGACGAGACAGAGCUGGCUGAGCUGGAUCGAGCCCUGGGAAUCGAUAAACUGGUGCAGGGAGCAGGUCUGGAUGUUGUCAAUGACCGGUUUAAUCAGCAGACUCCUCUUGCUCCUGUACUUAUGGAACAGAAGCCUAAUAUGUACCCCCAGCCGUAUCCCUCUGCAUCCCCCAACCCAGGCCUACCCAGCCCUUUCUCCAAUAUGGUUCGGCAGAAGACACCUUAUGGGUCUGUUCCAGUUCAAGUACCACCACCUCCCCCACGAGGGGCUUACCCAAAUGCCAUGAAUAUGCAACCUCGACAGAUGCAAGGACGAUCAGCAACAGCAUCCAACCACCUCCGUCUGCAGUUACAGCAAAGGUUACAAGGGCAACAGCUCCUGCACCAAAAUCGACAAGCAAUCCUCAACCAGUUUGGUGUUGGCAAUGCAGUACAGAUGGGCAUGAGACCUGGCAUUCAGCAAGCUAUCACCCCUCAGCCUCCACUCAAUGCUCAGAUGUUAGCACAACGCCAGCGGGAAUUAUACAGCCAACAUCAUCGGCAGCGCCAGCUCAUGCAGCAGCGAGCCCUCCUCAUGAGGCAACAGGGCUUUGGGAACCUCCAGCCCACAGCCAGCCUUCCUGUCACUAUGGGGACUUCCAGGAUCCCUCAAGGUCCCCCGCAGCAAUUCCCUUAUCCCCACAGCUAUGGAACCAACCCUGGAAACCCACCUCCAUCCACCAGCCCUUUCUCACAAAUGGCGACAACUCCUGAGGCCACUCUGCCGAACCGCGGGGGAGCCAAUGUAGGCAGUAUGGUGAACAGGAGCAUGAUGGGAAAUGUUGGAGGACAGUUUGGCUCUGGGAUGAAUUCUCAGCUGCAGCAAAACAUCUUCCAAUAUUCGACAACAGGUAUAAAUCAACAAGGGGAUCCUACAUUUGCACCAUCCCUGAGCCCUACCAGUCCCUUGAUGUCCCCUCGCCUCACUCCUUCCCAGAGUCCUAUGCUCCAGCAGACACCAUCCACACCUGGAUACCAGUCACCCGACCUCAAGACCUGGCAGCCAAAUACGAUGGGCAGCUCAAGUGUCUUCGCUCAGGCAGGACAAACACAGCCCACACCUGGCCAGCAAGGAAUGUACAAUAACAUGAGCAUCACAGUGUCUAUGGGAGGAGGGAAUGCUGGAGUCCAGAAUGUCAACCAAAUGACAGGACAAAUGCAGAUGACGUCUCUGCCUAUGCAGAACAUGAACGCUCUGUGCUCAGAACAGCAACAGGUGAAUGACCCGGCCCUGAGACCAGCCACACUUUAUUGCAAUCAGCUCUCCUCCACAGAUCUGCUGAAAGCAGAACAAGAGACGGGCCAGCAGGUGCAACAGGUCCAGGUAUUUGCAGAUGUCCAGUGCACGGUGAACCUGGUAGGAGGAGACCCAUAUAUGAAUCAGCAAGGUCCGAUUUCCUCACAGAAGACCAACACGGGUCCACAAACACCACAGUCUCAGCAGAAGAGCCUGUUACAGCAGCUUCUCACUGAAUGACCGCUCAUAACCAGCUGAUGAAGGCAUGUGAGACAUAAAGACAAGAGUAGACUGAGCUGUAGAAGUAUAUGUAUUCACCUACAUAUAUUCAUCUUCUAUGAUUAUUGCUGAGAUGUUCUUAUAUCUCAAACUGCAGCCAUCCUUUUGGGAUGAAAUACUGCGGGGUCAAACACACAAAACCAACAAAAACCUUGUUCAGAACUGUUAGAGAGGAAAAAAAACACAAACAUUCUUUUGACCUUUGCCGCAGUUGUUUAAUUUUUCCUUUUUGCCCUGUCCCCUUUGAAUAAUGCUUGGACAGCGAUGGACAUUUGGAGAUAAAGAGAGCUGCAGGGCUGGACAAUCGGACCACUGGUCCCCUUUUCGAGCCAAAUGACAGAUGAUACUUAUUUUUGUACGCAGUUGCUGUGAUGACACUGAAUGGAUUGGGCGUUUGCUUUUUUUAAGACGCUCAUUUAGAAUGUCCCAUGAGGAACUCAGUCUCAGCUGGUUCUGUCACUGAAAUGGAACCUGAAGAGGAGAAGAGGAGGGUUCUGGGUAAUUUACGGGUGGCGGGGAUGGGGGAAAAGUACAUAUAUAUAUAUUAUACCGAGGUAAAGCGCAUCUUUGUUGCAGCUGAAGUGCAUUUGUAGAGCUAUCUUUGGCUUGUAUGUACAAUCAUGAUUUUUCUAAGUGGGAGGCCUGCUUUGCGCACAUUUUAGGGCCUAUUUUUUACCCCUUUGCCGCUGGUGCAGGGAAUGGGGCAGCCCGCAAUAUUUUCAUGAAGCUGACAAUUUCUUGGGGAAAAAAAAUGAACUUUUUUCUUGACAAUGGGAAAAAUCAUUGAAAUAAUUGAAUAUCUGAUUAUUAUUUUUUUCCAUGAGCUGUAUAUAGGGGUCAGCGAGAUUUGGCUAGGCUAUCCGCUUCACAUCGAAAAGACACAUGCUCUUAUUUUGUACAAAGUUUGGUAAAAGCUGUGUUUGUUUCCAUAUGUCACAUUACGUUGAUCACAUUGUCAAUGUCCCCUGAGAGUUAUUAUACUGGGCUAUGCAAAUAGGCUUGUAGCAGGGCUGGGUAACAGUAUGCGUGCAGCUGAAUGUUACAGGAGGAAUAAUUAUAACCAGCACGAGUGCUAUUGUCACCCUUACCUGAUAUGAGCCUCAAACUAUCUUGGGAGAAAUUCAAUAGCCAUUGUCAUACAGAUAUGCAAUUAUCACACGGUCCCAGACUGCACCAAUGGGCUCCUUAAAAAGGAAACUAUUGGAAAACCCUGAGACUGCUUGUGGGAGGGACCUGUUGCAUACCCCACCCUCUAGCAACCAAAGGCAAAAUGAAACAGACAUCAAUUAACAGUAAUGGGUUUUACCCAGCAGAUUACCUUGCACUUUAAUUAGUAUUUGCUUGUAUUAGAAGUUCUCCUCGGUGGGGGUAACAUAUGUCAUUAAAUUUAAUUUCUGUAGUAGUGCAUUGGGGGAAUAACUGGGACAUUCAAAGAUUCAAAGACAACUAAUACCAAAUAGAAGAAGCCAGAGUGGGUUCUGUUGAUUUGGGACUGAAUGUUGGUCAUAAAGGAAGACAAAUUUACAGUAGUGGAGAGAAUUCUGUUUCCGACCAAGCCGGUUUUAUGAUGACACCACAUUAAGAACAUAUAGUUUGCAUCAUAGACAUCAGCGUUAGCAAUGAGCUGCGAAAAACUAAAAGCGCUACAUUUAUACUAUUAAAAUGAGAAAAACGUCACAAAACAGGAAAUAAACGUAUGAUAUAAUAGUGAAUUCCUGUGGGGAAAACAAAUGAAGAAAAUAUUAUGGACCACAUAAGUCUAAAUGUAUCUCAAGGCUCAUUUAGAGCCGUAGCCGACCUCUCCAAAUUAAUCUGCGUGUAUUUUUUAUUUCUUUAUUCUGAGAUUUUGUGUUAAAAAUCUACAUCCUACCUCUUGCAACUAAAUAUUUCUUACAUUUAAUUUUUUUUUACAGGAAUUCUCUACUGACAUUACUGCUAACUAGUGUUACACAUGAUGCAUACACAGCAUAAAUGAUCAUGUAGUAUAAUCGCAAAUCGCACUACACCGGUGUUUUACGGUGUUUAUUCUUUAGGGGGAGGGCUGAGUUUUAAUUUUUUUACCUACAUGGGUAAGAGAAGCUUGCUCCUACUGAUUGAAAGAUAAAUUAUAUCAGGAGCUUUAGCUAUAAAUUUAAAUUUGAACAUGCCAUAAGAAAGGCUAAUGCAUUUAAUUGGUGAAGGCUCCUGAAAUCUAUGAAAGUCCGUAAACAAAAGUGUGUUGAUUUGAUCACACAAUUAUUUUAGCCCUUUUAAUUUUGAAGGCAAUAAAAUAGACUAAAUAAUUUCAGUAAAUGUUUCCCUGUUGGUGUACAGACCACAUUCCAAUCCUAAAAUCAUCAGGACCCACCCAAAUCUCUGCUGACCACUCACGUAUAUGUAUAAAAAGAAAAAUCUACAGCUUUUUGGCUUUGUUGUGUUUAGCCCCUUCUGUUACCAGAGGAACGGAACGGAUGAGGCCUUAAAAAAAUCAUCACGAUCAACAACUUUGUGUACAUACAUUCCGUGCCCCCACCACUAAGCAUUCUGGGUCGUUAUAAACAGAGUGGUUUGUGUUUAGUUUCCUGCAAGCCGCUGUCAGAUGUCUAGUCUAAGAUAAGUAAUCGCUUUAACCUGCUGCUAGAAUCUUGUAUACCCUCCAGACUCGCCAUUACUAAGUCCAUAACAAUGUAACUUAUACUCAGGAUAUUCCCACUGCCUGUAGCCUGCAGCGGUAUCAUGCAACAGGAAUUUGUCAUUUUUAUUGUUCUGUUUGUGUUUUUUUUGUUUUUUUAAUGAACCAGGCCUUUAAGCUUGCUUUUUUUUUAUGUAAAUGGAAGGAAGUCUUCUUUUUUUUUUUUAAUAUUAUUUUUGGAGAGAAACAUCAUUUUUUUUUUUUAUUGUCAUUUUGUAAGCUUUGUUAUAUUGUGUUAGGUCGUUCACAGGCACUGCCUUUCACUUCCUGGUUUAUUGUCCAUUCCAGGGCUUACACAGUACCUCAGUUGUUAUACUUUUUAGCAGAAGAGGGAUACCCAACACAUUUCACUCCCCUCUGGAACAGAAAGACUACAAAAAUGACCAAUUUUAUCACCGAUUGACCUGUAGUUACUCUGUUUACCUUAUUCUACAGCAGAAGUUAAUUUCCCUGUGACACUCAAUGAAAAGUAGUGGCAUAAUUAAAAUAACAAUCACUUUUGAGUUCUAAAAAUACUGUUUAAAUAUAGUAUGCAUACUAUAAAAAUCAAUAUUAAAAAAAUAAGAUGCUCUUAUAAAGAGAGAUUUCUGCACAUAUAUGUAGGUUCGCUUUAGUAGAAUGUAGCAUAUUUGAAAAUGCCUUUGUUUAUCUGCUUGAUGUGAAAGCAGUUUAAUUUUAGAUUUUAGCCACUGUAUACAUUGUUUUUUUUUUUUUAAUUAACUGCUGUCUUAUUCACUUUUCAAAAAAAUAAAUAAAAAGUGGCCACCAAGUAUUGCCACAACUGGCAAUGUCGCACCUCCCUAAUAGAAAAGGCAGUGCCUAUGAAUACAUUGUCACCUCGCUUUAUUUGUUGCUGCAGGUAAAUAAAAAAAAAAUUAAAAACUUGCUGUACAUAGAGAGCUUGCCACACAACAUGAACUGUUUAGUUUUUUCUUAAGUGGUGGGAAACUUUACUGCUUUACUCAAAACCUGACUUCUGAAACUUGUAAAAUAACCAGCAUGUCAAAAAUGUCGAUAUUAUGUUUAUUUUUACUUCGCUCCAGAAUGUUCUUAGAUCCUACUGCUUAAAAAAAAAAAUAAAAAAAAAAGAAGAAAAAUAGAAAAAGGAAAAAAAAAAAAUAUUUGGCCCAUACAUUCGAGCAUUUUUGGUAACUUGCUACAUACAAUUUAUUCUUACAUUUUGGAUCGAGAUUCUUUAGCCAGCUGCUUUUCGUAAUGUAAAAAAAAAGGUAUGAAAAUAAGUUUCAAAUAUUUUAUAUUGCGACUGUUUCUUAAAAAAAAGAAGGAAAAAAAAAAAAGCGAAUGCCGGGAUUUUUCAUAAUUCCACCCCUCCCCCCCCCCCCCCCACUCAAUAAUUAUAAAUAUAUUUUAAAAAAUUGCUGUUUUCUGGUAAAUAACCAAACUUGUUCCCUUUUAAAACAAAAUGAGGAAAAAUACCUAUUUUUUGUUUUUAAUAAAUGCUGGCUAUCGAUCACACAAAUAACGGAAUAAUUUAUUGUUAAAAGACAACAGAUGGUUCUUUUAAUUUCAUAAGGAAAACCUCGUAACAAAUUAUACUUUUCUUUUUUUUUGCUUCUAUUUUCUCUACUUAUUCCUUGUAGGGGGAAGGAAAGAAUGUACUUUAAGAUGGAAAAAAACUAUUAAAUCUAAACAUCAAAACAGGUAUUUCCAGUAAAAGGUUUUUAAAGAGCAAUUUUAUUUUAUUUUUGUUAACUUUUUUUUUUUUUAAAUUGCUCUGAAAACACACACAAAUCUAUUUUACAGAACAGCAACUUAAUUUGUUUAAGUAAUGAUGCAUUACAGAACGAGAAAAGAAUGUAACAUGAUUUAUGAACCGAUCUGAUUUCAGAGAAGUCUGUAGCAUAUUGCUAAACCGACUCCUGGCAUUAGGUAGGUUUAACCCCUCUGAUGCCAGGAAGACAUGAAAGAUGAAUCUCUCUGGCUGCAAAGGGGUUAAGAUGGCUGAAUAAUAUUGCUUUUUGCUGUUAUAUUAUUGGCUUUGUUCAAUGUUUAAUUAUUCUGUUUAUUGUAAAUAAAGUCAUUUAAAAUCCUGA